Penicillium antarcticum is the source of this 2040-nucleotide messenger RNA. RefSeq lists its product as uncharacterized. Bases 1 to 2040 code for a protein of 679 amino acids. Gene Ontology annotation, biological process: nuclear envelope organization. The record is from RefSeq and is a predicted model, not a curated record. Gene Ontology annotation, molecular function: protein-membrane adaptor activity. Gene Ontology annotation, cellular component: meiotic nuclear membrane microtubule tethering complex; nuclear envelope. The transcript has a single exon. Lineage: Eukaryota; Fungi; Ascomycota; Eurotiomycetes; Eurotiales; Aspergillaceae.
AUGACACCGAAACGCGCCACGCGCAAGGCUGAUGGGGCUCCUCGGCGGCGCGUCCCGGAAUUCCCAGAGGCAUACCUCGAUACAGCACCCGAGCAAUACCUGCCUAGUAUCCCAGUCGGGCAAUCAUGGAACUAUGGCGCUCCUACUACAACAAGCAUGCCUCGGCAUAACGUGGUGCCGGCCAACAUAGGGAUCAAGGAUUUGGCUGCAGCAGUUGAUGCCAAUGUCGAGAAGGCCCAGGUGCGCGCAAAAAAGGCUGCCCCGAAAACAAAAGCGGCGCUGAACCCCAAAGAGACACCAAAGCCCAAGGCAACUCCACGCGCGAAGGCCGCCCCAAAGCGUGCGCCAACACCCGAUCAGACACAGCUCCAGGACGCACUACAGCAUGCUACAAUGUCACCUACCGGGUCUGACAAGACUCCCACGCCUCCUGUCAAGCGUGCAGUCUCUUCAGAACCCAGUCCCGAUGUCGAACCUCCCAUGCAGCGCCGUCUAUCUCAGCUAUCAAACCCGUACUCUCCGCUUUAUCCAUCACCGAUGCACCGGGCUGGAUCUCCUCAUAUCGAUGAUCUAACGCGUAGCUCACUUGAUCGUCACAGCUCAGUCGACAAUGCUUCCGAGCGAUCUUGGAAUCUGGAGCGCGAUAUCAACGAGGACGAACUACAAAGGACAAGGCCAGGAUACCGUGGAGAGAAUAUCACAGCUCCUCCUCGACGCCCUUCUGGUCUGUAUAUUGUUCCCGAAGAAGACGAGGACCUAUCGGAGCGUGCAUCUGUGGCCGGGUCGUUCAAAUCCAAUUCCGAUGGCUUCACUGCUCCUGCGCGAACAGUAAUUCCUGGAUAUAUCCGCUCGGCGUCUGUCGCGAGUAGUUAUGCUCUGGUUGAAGUCAAGGAAAGCAUGCUGCGUCGAUGGAGAGGUUAUUUCGAGGGCCUUGCGGGAUACCGAAUCAAUUGGAAUCGAGCAAUGUCUGUUUUGAUUUUUGCUGUGGGCCUUGUCCUUGCUUUCUCAAGCGGUCUCCCUGGCAAGCUUCACUCACGCAUGUUUCCUAGGGAUGAUCUGCUGGAUUACUCUGGCAAUAUGUCUGACCCUACAGUCCUCAAUGGCCUCCGCAGCCAGCUAUCCAGAAUGAACUCUGAUAUGUCCUCAUUAUCAAGUGAGGUGAGCUCUGUCAAAUCAGAUCAUUCUAAAUAUCGCAACGCCGCUCCCACGUACAUCACGGACCCUGGCCCGCAUCGAAACCCAGUUCAUCAUGUCAACUUCCUGGCAUUGUCCACUGGAACCCUUAUCGACCCGUUCAAUACCUCCCCAACCUUUGGCAGCAGGGCGCACUGGGCUAUGAAGUCGUGGAACUGGGUAAAGUCAUUCACUCCCAUCUAUUCAGAAUUACGCACACCACAACCUCCGAGAGCUGCCCUCUCGGCAUGGGAAGACGCGGGUGACUGCUGGUGCAGUCCUCUCCAGAAUGGAACCCAAUUGUCUGUCUUGCUCGGCCACAAGGUUGUUCCAGAGUCACUCGUCGUUGAACACAUCCCGGCGGGCGCUUCUCUCGACAUCAAGGCCGCGCCCCGGGAGAUAGAGAUUUGGGCUCGAUAUGAAUUAAGCCCGGCCCGGCCGCCAAUUGCGGAAAAAAUGCCCCAGGCUACCGGAAUUCUACCUCGCUUUUGGGCCAUCGCCCCUUCGAAUGGUCCGCUGCCACCACUGCCGACUGAGCCUCCAAAUUCCCGGGAUCAAAGUGUCGGAAGCUUGGGACUUUCAGGACUUGGCUCACUCCAUGACUUGCUUAUGGAAUCUAUUGGCCGCAGCGAUCCUAAAGAACACCCCAGCGCCUACUCCGAUGACCCAAGGCUUGGACCAAACUUCUACCGCAUUGGGAAAAUGAAAUACGACAUCCACAACGACGAAUAUAUCCAGUCCUUCCCCAUCCAGACUGUCAUCGACAUUCAAGGUAUCCGCGUGGAUAAGAUUGUCUUCCGCGUAGCUUCGAAUUGGGGAGCAGACCACACCUGCAUCUACCGAUUCAAGUUACACGGCCACCAAUAA